AUGGCGACCGUCCCUCCCAUCUCUGUCAUGAGCUUUCAUCUCAAUCGUGCUUCUCUCUCUCACUCCACUGUGAAUCUCUCUCUUCCCUUCAUGCUCGAUGGCGACGGCGACGGUGGCGAGGCCCCCAGCCGGUGCCCAAGGCCAAUCGCAGCCCUUCCUAAUGAGUUCAACCCCAGUUAUCUAAAAAUAUAUUACAAUAAGCUGUUUCCUCAUGCUGAUUUAUAUAGAUGGAUGUCAUACGGCAACGAUGGGAAGCAUCCUGCUUGUGAUUCAUCUUACUUGGGACGAAGGAAAUUCUCGUACACCCUAGAUAACGAUAUAUUUGUGCGCUACAAUACCUUCAAUAGUGCCGCCGAACUUGAAAACUCCAUCAAAGACAAGUGCCCGUUAAAGAUAGAUAUUGGACCCAUCUACAACCUCAAUAUAAGAUAUGAAAGCUUGAAUGCUUCUGCUGGAGAUAAUGUUCUCACUCCGGUUGAGAGGGAGCUGAUUUUUGAUAUAGAUAUGUCAGAUUAUGAUGAUGUUAGAUACUGCUGCUCAGGUGCUGAUGUUUGUCUCAAUUGCUGGCCAUUAAUGAUUGUAGCUGUCAAAGUAAUAGAUACUUCCUUAAGAGAUGACUUUGGGUUUAGACAUAUUCUCUGGGUAUAUAGUGGUCGGCGUGGUGUACAUUGUUGGGUCUGUGAUAGAAAGGCAAGACGGUUGACUAAUGAGCAGAGAGCAGCAGUUGCGGACUAUUUUCGUGUCUACAAGGAAAAUGAAAAUAACUAUAAGAAGGUUUCCUUGAUGGGUCAAGUUCUGCAUCCCUUUCUGGCGAGAUCAUAUACUGAAGUUCUCAAGGAAUAUUUUGAGACAAAACUGCUUACAAGUCAAAAUUUACUUUCUAGCAAGGAGAGAUAUGAAAAGAUCCUAGAGAUGAUUCCUGAUCAAUCUAUUGCUUCUGAACUUCGAGGAAAGUGGCAAGAAAGUAGGCGGUCUUCUAGUGCAAAAGAAGACAUUAAUAUUGUUCAAUGGGAGCAGCUUAAACAGUUGCUGCAAAAACAUAAGGCACAAGGGGUGCGUAGGUGUGUUGAAGAGAUUGUGUUCACCUAUACAUAUCCUAGGCUUGAUAUGGAGGUUUCUAAACAUAUGAACCAUUUGCUCAAAGCACCCUUCUGUGUGCACCCAAAAAUAGGCCGUGUUUGUGUCCCCAUCAACCCAAAUAAUUGUGAAGAAUUUGAUCCCACGACGGUGCCAACCCUUAUCCAGCUUUUGGAAGAGCUGAAUAGGGAGGGCUUGAGGUCUGAUGUUGAAGGAGAAUGGAAUAAAACUUCACUUGCAAAUGCCAUCAAGCUCUUUAGGUCAUCCUUCCUCCAGCCAUUACUGAAAAUUUGCAAGGAGGAAUUGGAAAGCUCCUAUAAUGCGAAACUACAGCAGUCGAAGAAUCUGCUUAGUUGGUAGUCUCACUUCCAUGAUUGGUCGUGUUCCUUUUGGAAGCCCAUUUGAAUUUAAAUGGGGUCAACUCAUUCUUGAGAACAUGUAAACUAUAACACAAGCAUUGAUAAAUUAUGUAUAGUCGUUGAAUUUCGAUUUUAUUUUAGGCUUCAUCGGAUAGGAGUUAGUAUGGGAUUGUAUUUGGAUGCUUCAUCAUAUGGACUUAUGAAAGGGAAGGGAGAUUCUGGGUUUCAGGUCUAUGUAAUGUAAUGCAUAACUCAAUUACAAGUUAUAACACGGAUGCGUGCAUGAGCUACUAGUUCCAUUUACAAGUUAUAACUUAUAACACAGAUGCUUACAUGAA
This is a messenger RNA of Arachis duranensis, 1774 nucleotides long. RefSeq lists its product as uncharacterized. The record is from RefSeq and is a predicted model, not a curated record. NCBI's taxonomy places the organism in Eukaryota, Viridiplantae, Streptophyta, Magnoliopsida, Fabales, Fabaceae. Bases 1 to 1437 code for a protein of 478 amino acids. The transcript has 17 exons. Gene Ontology annotation, cellular component: alpha DNA polymerase:primase complex. Gene Ontology annotation, biological process: DNA replication, synthesis of primer.